This is a messenger RNA of Lasiosphaeria miniovina, 1248 nucleotides long. RefSeq names its product ankyrin repeat-containing domain protein. The record is from RefSeq and is a predicted model, not a curated record. Bases 1 to 1248 code for a protein of 415 amino acids. Lineage: Eukaryota; Fungi; Ascomycota; Sordariomycetes; Sordariales; Lasiosphaeriaceae. Gene Ontology annotation, molecular function: protein binding. The transcript has 3 exons.
AUGGAGGGUUUGCUACAGCAUGGCACAUGCCCAAGGCUUUGGGAAGUGGCAUUUGAUGCCCUGUCGGCCGAAGACAAGAAGGAUCUCGAGUUUGCCCGCGCUGACGGUCAACUCCAACCCUCGGAAAUUGUGCAAGUGGUGGAACAAAAGAAGCAGGAUUGCGUCAAGAAGCAAUGGGAUCUCUACACUAACAAGGCGGGUGAAAAGGUGCCAGUCCGCGACGUGCUUGGCAAGAUGGUCGAGUGGAUCGACAAAUUCAAGCAGGUGGGCGACAUGGCGGUGCAGUUCGACCCCGGCCAUGCGACGAUCCCCUGGGCCGUGGUAAAGAUGCUUCUCCAAGCGGCCGUAAACGAUUUCCAGACGUUCGGCGCCAUGGCCGAGAGCCGAGAGCGCAUUUCGUGCAUCAUUGUCCGAUAUACCGAUCUGGAGACCAGGGUCCUCAUCCGGACCUCCGUUCUCACCAGCCACCUCUCUACCGCUCUUGUCAGGCUCUACAGCAUCGGUAAGACCGCCAAGAGGAUGGUCGAGGAGCGCCUCCUCCGCAUCGAGAAGGACGAGGAUGCUGUGUACAAGCUCGCGACCCUCGUGCAGAAUGAGAUCUCGGGCGUCAAGCUGGAUGAUAUCCUCAGGGGCAUCAAACAGAGCGUCGAGAGCUUUCACGCCGGCCAGGAGGACCUCGUCAGGCACCUGCUCAGCCGCGGCGUCAACGUCUCCCAGACGGGCGGACAGUACGGCGCAGCCAUUGUCGCGGCGGCCGCGCAGGCGAGACCGAGCAUCACGGCGCUGCACCACGCCGCCCGACGCGGGGACCUCGAAACGGCGCGGUGCCUCACUGAGCGCGGGGCGGACAUCAACGCGGCGGCGGCAGCAGCAGCGACAACGCAGCAAACGCCGAUGGGGCUAGCAUGCCUGCUAGGACACGGCCACGUUGUCACCUUCCUCGGCGCCCUCGGCGCAGAACUAGAGGAUGCGACCGGCGUAGCAGCGAUGCAGAUUGCCAUCCGGAACGGCGACAAGGAAAUGGUCUCUGUCUUGCUCUCCAAGGGCAUCUCCCCAAACGCUCCCUUCUCGGAUGGCCGCAGGCCGUUCCACAAGAUGUGGUGGACUCAUGCAUUUGGCGACCAAGGGGAGAAAGAUGAGGCGCGGGCGGAUGACAGGAACAUUGAUUCACAGGACUAUUACGACGCCUUCCUAGAGGUUUCAUCCGCCGUCAGAGAAAGCGAGAUCAAGGACAUGCCCUUAAGCUAG